CUUGCCUCUCUUGGAAAAAAAAGUGGGAUUUAAAGAAGUUUCUUACAAGAUAUCCAGCAGAAUCGUGCCGUGGAGAGUUUAACGCAGGUUCCACCUCUGCUCAGCCUUUUUUUGGAUUUCUGCACUUUUAACGGGAUCUCUGCAGCACUAUGGUUCUGACAGAUGACGGAUGGGAGAAUAAGGGUUUGCAGGAUGUUUUUCUCCAACUUAUAAAACUCAGUUACAGUCCACAUCUUUGCUUUUACGACUCUGCAUAUGUCUAUAGGCUGUUUCAGAAGGGAGAAGCGCUUUUUAUUCAUUUCACCUCUGGCAGAGCGCAGAGAGGACUCAGAGGAUGAAAGACUCGGACCAAACGGGACUGCUGCUUCUUUUUUUAUUCAAUUAAUUCUGAACGCGCUGCGCUUUAUUACGAUGUCGGCCUGGCAAAAGGCUAAAGAGCUUUAGGAUGAAAGUUUUGAAGCGUCUCUGUCUUCUGCUGAGCUGCUGGACUCUCAUUCACCUGCAUCCCGUCCUCGGUUCCCUCAGCCGGACCAGACCGACCGAGCACCACCAACACCGGCUUGGAGAGGCAGCGGAUCGCGCGGCAGGCGGCGGCGGAGGAGAGCAAGCCCACGGGAGAACCGGCAGAGGAAUCGGUGCGUCUUCACCAAGCGCGGGCAGGCAACCGGUGACGUGGAAACCCUCACCGGUGAGUCCGGCGAGGAUUACGCGGAUCCGCGCGGGCCCGCCGUUAAUAAAAGGCGAAGCGACUGUUAUUAAAAGCAAACUUGCGGCAUCUGCGUCCUCGCCACAGCGCAGCGGGGCCGCGCCGGUGAACCGCGCACAGCCGCAGCAGCAACAACGCGACAGAGCGGUCAGCUUAGGGCGCAAAGAGGCCGUGCGCUCCUGGCCACCCGGCGGGAAUGCUCACACUAAAGCUCCCGCGGCUCAAAGCGCGCAUGCAGCAGGGAAAGGACUCGGGACUGCUGGAGGCGGCUCACCGGGGAAAAAAAUAGCCAAAGUUGCCUCCAAGGCAACAGCUCCAGUACGCACCGGGCCCGCGCAAAGUGCCGCCGGCGCUCAAAAGCAGCAGAGCUCGACUCCGCAGGCGCAGCGGGGAGCCAGCGGCAAGGCGCAGAAACUGAGCGACCGGGAGGCGCAUCACAAGCAGCCGCUGGUCACUCCUCACGACUACAUGCUGUCGCUGUACUGGUCUCUUUCCACCGGGGACCUGAACAGCAGCGCGCUGCACGAGGCGGGGCUGGCCAACAUCAUCACCAGCUUCGUGGAUAAAGGACAAGGUAAGGACAACCAGCUCUCCGCCAGCUUCUCUCGCUCUUCACGCUUCUGCUGA
Molecule: messenger RNA, 1333 nt
Organism: Plectropomus leopardus (leopard coralgrouper)
Lineage: Eukaryota; Metazoa; Chordata; Actinopteri; Perciformes; Serranidae
Source: RefSeq, a predicted model, not a curated record